Messenger RNA from Podospora pseudocomata, 1560 nucleotides. The record is from the annotation of a RefSeq genome assembly. NCBI's taxonomy places the organism in Eukaryota, Fungi, Ascomycota, Sordariomycetes, Sordariales, Podosporaceae.
AUGUCAGGAUUGUUAUAUGCUCUAUUAAUUAUACCUAUGAUAGGUAUUUUUUUUAUUUUAAGUUUUGAUAGUUAUAAUUUUAAUAUUACUAGUAAUAACAGUAAUAGUGGGAGUUUUAGUGAAGCCGGAGCUGGUAAGAAUAGUGGAGGAGAAUUAUUAAAAGUCCUCGUAAUAAAUAAUGAAUUAAAUUUUUAUAAAAAAAUUGCUUUUAUAACUACAAUUAUGAAUUUAAUUGUAUCAUUAAUAAUUUAUAUCUUGUUUGAUUUUAGUACUAAUCAAUUUCAAUUUGUACAAGAUGAUUUGGAAUUAAGUGUUUAUAAUAUAUAUUUAGGGGUGGAUGGUCUUUCAAUAUAUUUUGUAUUAUUAACAACUAUAAUAAUGCCUAUAGCAUUAAUAUCAAAUUGAAAUUCAAUAACACAUAAUAUUAAGGCAUAUUUAAUAAUAAUAUUAUUGCUGGAAACUCUUUUAUUGGCCGUAUUUUUAGUAUUAGAUGUGUUAUUAUUUUAUAUAUUUUUUGAAAGUAUAUUACCGCCUUUAUUUAUAUUAAUAGGUUUAUUUGGAUCAAGUAAUAAAGUAAGAGCUAGUUUUUAUAUUUUUUUAUAUACAUUGUUAGGAUCAUUAUUUUUAUUAUUAUCUAUUUUAACUAUGUCUUCUUUAAUUGGUACAACAUAUUUGGAUGUUUUAUCAAAAAGUAAUUUUGAAUAUACAACUCAAAUAUUUUUAUUUUUAGGAGUAUUUAUAGCUUUUGCUGUAAAAACUCCUACAGUUUUCUUAAAUAGUUGAUUAUUAAAAGCUCAUGUAGAAUCGCCCUUAGGUGGAAGUAUAGUACUUGCAGGUAUUGUAUUAAAAUUAAGUUUAUAUGGUAUAUUUAGACUAAUCCUACCUUUAUUACCUAAAAUAUCUUUAAAUUAUACUUCUAUAAUUUUUAGUAUAGGUAUUAUUACAAUAAUUUAUGCCAGUUUUAGUACAUUACGAACUAUAGAUAUAAAAGAACUAAUUGCUUAUAGCUCAGUAUCUCAUGCUGCAGUUUAUUUAAUAGGUGUAUUCAGUAAUAUUAUUCAAGGGAUUGAAGGUGGUAUACUUUUAGGUUUAGGACAUGGAUUUGUGUCAAGUGGGCUAUUUAUAUGUGCAGGAGGUGUAUUGUAUGAUAGAUCUGGUACCAGAAUAAUAUCUUACUAUAGAGGAACUGCUCAAGUAAUGCCAUUGUUCUCCAUACUUUUUUUCAUUUUAUGUUUAGGUAAUUGUGGUGCACCUUUAACUUUAAAUUUUGUAGGGGAAUUUAUGUCUUUAUAUGGAACUUUUGAAAGAUUACCUUUAUUAGGUCUAUUUUCUAGUUCUUCUAUGAUAUUCUCGGCCGCUUACACUAUAUAUAUGUAUAACCGUAUAGCUUUCGGUGGUUCAUUUAGUAAAUUCUUUGAAGAAAAUAUUGGUGAUGUAACUAAAAGAGAAUUCUUUUUAUUAUUUACUUUAAUAAUAUUUACUAUUAUGUUUGGAAUAUACCCAUCCUUUAUUUUAGAUGGCUUACAUUAUAAUGUAACAAGUUUAUUGUUUGGUGUUUAG